AUGGCGAAGAAAGCGCCGUACAUCCCACCCCUCAUCGGGUGGUUGUAUGAUCUUGUCCUCUGGACGUUCUCGGUGUUGAUUGAUCUCUUCUUCCGCGAGGUGCACCCGCGGGGCUCCUGGAAGAUUCCUCGACGAGGACCGAUCAUUAUCGUGGCUGCGCCACAUGCGAACCAGGUAAAGUGGUCGGCCAACCCCCAUCCACGACCUAGUGCUAACCCGCGUCUCCCCGCACAGUUUGUCGAUUCCCUCGUUCUCAUGCGCGUGAUCCGGAGCGAAGCCCACCGUCGCAUCUCAUGGCUCAUCGCGGAGAAGUCCUUCCGUCGCAAGUUCAUCGGUUUACUGGCAAGGGGCAUUGGAACAUUGCCCGUGGCGCGUGCCAUGGACAACUUGAAGCCGGGCACGGGGACUGUGUAUCUGCCCGACCCUGUCAACGAGCCUACCCUGCUGCGCGGCGUGGGGACCAAUUUUGAGGGGCCAAGCUUCGAGCCGGAGGGGACGAUCGCUCUUCCAACAAUCAAUGGAACCUCACACAGUACGGCCAUUGCGGAAAUUCGCGGCCCGGAGGAGCUGGUUCUCAAGAAACCCUUCAAACACCGAGAUGCUUUGUCCCAGCUGACGGGAAGAAAGGACAUCGAUGAGGAAGGCAAAUUCACGGGCGAUGCAGCGGACCAGGAUUCAGAAUUCAAGGGCACCAAGUUCAAGGUCGCGCCACAUGUGGACCAAACUGCAGUCUACGAGGCGGUUUUCGCAAGAUUGAAUACUGGUGGCUGCGUCGGCAUCUUUCCGGAGGGCGGUAGUCAUGACCGGCCUUCCCUCCUUCCUCUCAAAGCUGGUGUGGCUUUGAUGGCCCUUGGUACCUUGGCGGACAAUCCGGACUGUGGUUUGAAGAUUGUGCCGUGUGGCAUGAACUACUUCCAUGCCCAUAAAUUCCGUUCCCGUGCCGUGAUCGAAUUUGGUAAUCCGAUUGAAGUCCCGAAGGAGUUGGUGGAACAAUUCAAGCAAGGCGAACGGCGUGAAUCCGUUGGUGCCCUACUGGACAUUAUCUACCAAAGCCUGGUGGCCGUCACGGUUACCAGCCCCGACUAUGAGACACUCAUGGUCAUCCAAGCUGCCCGUCGCCUGUACAACACCAAAGGCAAGAAACUCCCGCUUCCGAUGGUCGUGGAGCUCAACCGUCGGCUUGUGAAAGGAUAUGCGCAUUUCAAGGACGAUCCACGAAUCGUGAAUCUUCGGAACUCGAUUGUGAGUUACAACAAACAACUACGAAUCCUGGGCAUCCGAGACCACCAAGUGGCCUAUGCCAAAUUUUCUAUUUUGCAAGUAAUUGCUACGUUGAUUUACCGAUUGGGAAAGCUCGCCCUUCUCACUAUUGGAACCUUGCCUGGACUCCUUCUCUUUACGCCUGUUUUUGUCGCGACGAAAUAUUUGUCGAUCAAAAAGUCCAAAGAGGCGUUGGCUGCCUCAUCCGUCAAGCUCCAGGGUCGCGAUGUGAUGGCCACUUGGAAGCUUCUUAUCGCCCUUGCAUUUGCCCCUGCCGUUUAUGCCUCUUACACAGCGACGUUCACCUACUGGACGUAUCGGAAUCGAAUUCAAGGCUACGUUCCGGACUGGGUGCCACUCUGGACGAUUGUGAUGAUUGGCGUCGUGUUGUUCCCUACCAUUACAUUUGCGGCUCUCCGCAUCGGCGAGGUGGGUAUGGACAUCGUCAAGUCACUCCGGCCGUUGGUUCUUUCCUUGAAUCCGUCCUCCGCCAACUCAUUGGUGAAACUUCGAGAGAAGCGUGCGAUGCUUGCGCAGCAAGUAACCGAUGCCAUAAACACCAUGGGACCCGAGCUGUUCCCCGACUUUGACGCAGCCCGGAUUGUUACUGACCCGUUCCGAGAGGUUGGUCAUGGCGAAGGCGCUGCUGAAGGCGAAACGCAGGAGAUCAAACGGGCUCGGGCUCGCGAUUUGGGCGAAGGCUCGACUUCUGCAGAGCCCCUUCCUCGAAAUGAAUCGUUCCACAACCUGGCCAACAUUGGCUUCUUCUCGACCCGACCUCCUAGCCGGGAUCACAGUCGUAGCAGCUCGACGGGCCCUCGUCCGGGUUCGCGUCACGGGCUCAAGCCGUUGAGCCCUCUCACCACCCAGAAGGAUCCGCUCGAAGAUGUCAGUUCCCGCAUUCGGGAUGCCAUGCGAGAACGUGGUGAACGAAGACGUCGCCGCAGUGAAGAUGGUAGUUGGGAUAUGGCCAGCUCGGGCCCGGGAACACCAUCCAGUGCGGGCGACGAGUCGCGGAAGGAUCUAUGA
Penicillium macrosclerotiorum is the source of this 2289-nucleotide messenger RNA. RefSeq names its product putative glycerol-3-phosphate acyltransferase Sct1. Gene Ontology annotation, molecular function: glycerol-3-phosphate O-acyltransferase activity; glycerone-phosphate O-acyltransferase activity. NCBI's taxonomy places the organism in Eukaryota, Fungi, Ascomycota, Eurotiomycetes, Eurotiales, Aspergillaceae. Gene Ontology annotation, biological process: phospholipid biosynthetic process. The record is from RefSeq and is a predicted model, not a curated record. The coding region runs from base 1 to 2289 and encodes 762 amino acids. Gene Ontology annotation, cellular component: endoplasmic reticulum membrane. The transcript is spliced from 3 exons.